UUGUCUGUCUUAAGAGCAGCUGCUGUCCACUGAUCUCGGCAGAUAACCAAAGCCACGUGGUCAUUUUAAUGCUGGUUAAUAUUAUUAUUUGAAGAACGGUGCUACACAACUGUAUUUAAGGCAGUUUCCGUUGUGUGAGCGGCUAGCGUGUUAGCAGCUAAGAAACCUCUGUGACUAUAAAUGAAACGGCCAGCUAAACGGCUUCCACAACAGCUUUAUGCGUGAUGAUGACUGGCUUUCUCUUCACGUCUGAAUCUGUUGGAGAAGGACACCCUGACAAGAUAUGUGACCAAAUUAGUGAUGCUGUGUUAGAUGCACAUCUUAUGGAAGAUCCAGAUGCCAAAGUAGCCUGUGAGACUGUGGCUAAGACCGGGAUGAUCCUGCUGGCAGGGGAGAUCACCUCACGGGCCAGUGUUGAUUAUCAGAAAGUUGUGCGUGAGACCAUCAAACAUAUUGGCUAUGAUGAUUCCUCGAAAGGGUUUGAUUAUAAAACCUGUAAUGUGCUGGUGGCACUGGAACAGCAGUCGCCUGACAUUGCUCAGGGAGUUCAUCUUGAUCGCAGAGAAGAAGAUGUUGGUGCUGGUGACCAGGGCUUAAUGUUUGGGUAUGCCACAGAUGAGACAGAUGAGUGUAUGCCACUAACUAUUAUCUUGGCUCAUAAGCUCAAUGCCAAAAUGGCAGAGCUACGCAGAGAUCAGACUCUUCCAUGGCUCAGACCUGACUCCAAAACUCAGGUAACUGUUCAGUACCGACAAGAUCGAGGAGCUAUGGUGCCGUUACGGGUCCAUACCAUUGUGAUUUCAGUGCAGCACGAUGAGGCUGUGAGUUUGGAGGAGAUGCGUCAUUCUCUGAAGGAGCAGGUGGUAAAAGCUGUGGUCCCCAGCGGUUACCUGGACGACGAAACAGUUUAUCACCUACAGCCCAGUGGACGUUUUGUCAUUGGAGGACCUCAGGGUGAUGCUGGACUGACUGGUCGUAAGAUCAUUGUUGAUACAUAUGGAGGUUGGGGGGCCCAUGGUGGUGGAGCUUUUUCUGGAAAGGACUAUACAAAAGUGGACCGUUCUGCUGCCUAUGCUGCUCGUUGGGUGGCUAAGUCCCUGGUUAAAGCUGGGCUCUGCAGGCGUGUCUUGGUCCAGGUGUCCUAUGCCAUUGGAGUUGCCCAUCCUUUGUCUGUGUCCAUCUUUAACUAUGGGACUUCUCAGAGGAGUGAACGCGAGCUCCUGGACAUUGUGACGAACAACUUUGACCUGCGCCCUGGAGUUAUUGUUAGGGACCUUGACCUAAAGAAGCCAAUCUACCAGGAGACUGCAGCAUAUGGCCACUUUGGACGGGACCUCUUUCCAUGGGAGGUGCCCAAGAAGCUCAAAUUCUAACUUGUCAUUUAAGGGUGCAUUAUUCUCUUCUUCCUCUCCUUUUACGUUUACUCUUUUUUUUCCAAGCACAGACCAAUCACAAGAGUCUCUAAAUACAGGUAGUCAUAGGUAUAAUUAUUUACAUCUUGUAUGUUGUAUCAUGUAAUAUUGAAAUUUAGCAUUUAAAGAUCAAGAACAUGUUAAAAGCCUUUCAUGUAAUGAGCAAUGUAUUAUGUCAUAUUUAUAAAUUAUUAGCGACACUGUAACUUGCAUUUGGCACAAUAUUUAUAUUGGUGAUUUUCAGUUUACCACAACAAAUGCAGCUCCUUCUGUAAGCAAAAUGUUUGUGGCACAACUAUUCAACCUGACCGUAACAUUUGAUAGUGUGUUCAAUAAGAUAAUAAAACUUGACCAUUCUGAGCUGUCUCUUCAGACCGUAUCGUUCUGACGUUAUACAGAGAAGUCAGAAGCUGCUAAUAAUAUGGUUUUGUUGAGCUGCACUUUAUGGGAGCUGGAUUUUUAUUUAUUUAUUUUAAAUUGAAGUUUAUUAACCCUGUGAAUGUUUGAUGUCAAUGUCGUACUGACCACUUGAAGUUAUGUAUUUGACAAUCCUUGGUGUGAAUGUGUAGCUACAGAGAAACUUAUCCAUCUCUCGGUUUAAAGCUAUCAUCUGUAAUUGGAAUGGCCGACGUGGCCCUGUUGCAUUUUCACAUAACACCACUAGAUUCUAUCUACGUUACUGCAGUCUGAUAGUGUGUCAGUUGUGGCCUGACAGAAGACCAAAGGGCAUGUGAGGGGAGGGGGGGGGGCAGGUUUCAGACAUCUACUGGUAACAAAAAUCAAGUAACUAUGGAUGGGAGCUUUAAGGCUGUCAUUUCUCCAGUGUUUGACUUGAUUUGAGUUCAUAUAGUACUGUAUAGAAUAAACCCGCUAAACAAACUAGCAGCACCUACAAGAUGAUGUUCCGGUGCAAUGGGGAUAGGGUUACCUAUGAGAGAGUGUAAAAAAUGCCCACUCCUAUUUCUUCAUAUGUAGCUUUUAACGUUAUAGUGGUUGGUUUACAAUUGGGUGAUACUGCACUCUUUUUACAAAUCUACAUGUGUAUUGAACCUAGGAAUGUGUUGACCUUUUAAAAAGACCGUACAUGAUGCUGUAAAUGUGGAAUUUGCUCCAAAAUAUUGUUUUGCAGUUUGCUUAUUUUCUUUGAACUAUUUUGUCCUCCACAAACUUCUGAAUCAAUCAAUUGUUCAUUCAGUGAGUGUUUUGUGUUCUAUGUUCAAAUUGUCCUUGAAGUGGUCUUUCAUGUUGUUGCUAGAUGGCACUGUACUUGUUUUUAUGCUACUAUUGGUAAAACAUGGGCCAAUGCUUGCACCUCUGUCUCCCCGUUGUGGCUUCUGGUGUGUACUACAGAGAAGCUCCAGAACCACCUUGGUGUUGCGCAGUGCAUUUUACAUGGAACUAUCAAGAGUUUGAAUGAAGGUCAACUUUUUCAAAUCUAGGUUUUUAAACAGUUGCCUGUCACACACCCACAUAGGAUCAUUAACGUGCUGGUGUUGUACAGAGAAACCAGCUAGUUUACGCGAGCCUGUGUGGGGGUAGCUGCUGAUUUUAUUAGUUGAAGUUGACCCUCAAAUGUUCAGAAGUGCCUUUUCUGUUUCUAAAUGUUCUUGUCCACAAAGUAUUUUUGCUCAUGUAGUGGCUAAAUUACCUUUGGAAUAAUCCUGUAAAGUGACUUUUCUGAAAACCUCUUGAAUAAACUGCACUCUUGCAUGUA
Molecule: messenger RNA, 3126 nt
Organism: Periophthalmus magnuspinnatus
Lineage: Eukaryota; Metazoa; Chordata; Actinopteri; Gobiiformes; Gobiidae
Gene: mat2aa
Product: methionine adenosyltransferase II, alpha a
Biological process (GO): S-adenosylmethionine biosynthetic process
Cellular component (GO): cytosol; methionine adenosyltransferase complex
Molecular function (GO): ATP binding; methionine adenosyltransferase activity
Source: RefSeq, a predicted model, not a curated record